AUGUUCGAAAAUUCAAGUUGGAGAGGUGGCAAUGAACCGCCUGGCCAGUCAUGGAGAACUAGCGACGUUCCUCAUCCAUCACAAGACCGGCAAUCAAUACCAUCACUAAUGGAUCCUCCGGAGGUAGUGGAAUUGAAGAAAAAGAUAGAAGACUUACGGCAGAAAAUAGUGGAUAGUGAGCAGAAUCUAAACGCUCAUAAAGAUGGAAUGGACAACUUGAUUAUGGCUCAUCUAAAGUCGACAAUUCGGGCGGCGGAAACACAGAAGAUUGAUGAAUUACUGACUGAUCACAAUCUGAACAUAGAAGAACUGAAUCGGUUUUUAGACGCAAUGUCCACAGCUAAAUGUUCGAAGGAUUUGAUCUCACAAGCAAAGAGAUGGAUUUUCGAGAACUGCACCAGCGAUCAGUUGAGAGAAAUAAUAUUGUUAUUUCUUUUGAACAAAGUCAAAGAUGAAGCUUCUGGAGAGUGGCUACGGCUGCACAUUCUGUAUCUUAUCAACGAUUGGGCAUUCCAUUGUCAACGGAAAAAAGAGGAAAAUCAAAUGAAAAUGCUGACUCGAUAUGUACCAAAGAUGUACGCUUAUUGUAUAGAGCUCUCAUCUUCUAGUGAAUUGAGCAAUAAGUUAGAGGGAAAACUACUAGGAGAAUGGGAAGGAAGAGGAUACUUCACGGAUGCUGUGUUCAAGCAAUUACGAAAUACAGUCCAAAUUGUGAGCACUGAUCGGGAAAUUGAAAGAUCUUCUUAUGGAGCAGCUCGAGAAUCGAUCCGAAGUAAUUUACUUGCGACGUUCGAAGCUUAUGAGCAGCAACAUUUGACCUAUGCAAAACAUAUACAGAAGCAAAUUGAAGAUGCGGAGCGGAAGAUAGAAGAGUUCCGUCAUGGCCCAUCCUGCGGUCCCGCUCCUCAGCUAUCUCAUGGUCCACCGUCAAGAAGGUCAAGAUUCGAUCAGGCUCCUAGUGUCGACAGUCGAUCUUAUUCACAAAACCCUCCACCACAUUCUAAUUCGUGGCAAAGAGAUGAACCUGACGGCGAGGAUAUCGAUGGAAUGCCGUUCGAGGAAGAGUCGCUGAAGCCAAAAAAGUCGUACAUGGCACUACCAGCUGGAAUCAUGACUCCUCUUGUGCCUAUGGAUAUGUUUGAGUAUAAGUCGUUGGAUCCAGAGAAACUCGAAAUGCCUGCAGCUGUUCCCCCAUCUUCCAGACUAUUUGCUGCCAAGAAUAUGUUCCGUAAAGGAAUCGAAAUGGAUAUGACUUUGGCUGAUGGAGCAAUGGCUGAAGAUGAAAAUCUCUUGAAGUACCCACUUGAAUUCCUCGAAAGAAAAUCAGCAACCAGAAAAAAGUUCCUGGAAGAGGAAAGAUGUUCAAUAGAAGAAAUAAUCAUAAACAAACCAAACAAAGAGGAGCAAGAACUAUUCAAAAAUGCUCGCAAGCUGAAAGAAGAAGAACAAAUCAGAAAAAUUAGAGCAUCGGUGGACUCCUAUUACGCAACUCAGGAACCACCCGAGAAUCUCAGGGAAGGAUCACCUGGCAGAAGGUCAACAUCAAGAUCACCAGAAAGAAGGUCGCCAUCAAGAAGUCCUAGUCCCAGAAGACGUCGUCGUUCUCCGUCUAGUUCUUCAGGAUCAUCAUCUUCUGGAACCUCUUCAUCUUCAUCCAGUCGACGGUCAUCACCAGAUAGGGGAAGAGAUAGAGGAGGGUUCGAACCAAGAAGAGGAUUCAGCGGAGGAGGUUUUCAAGAUAGACCAUCCUUUGGAUUCCGACCAGCGAAUGAGCCACUUUCGAGUGAUAACAAAGGUGCACAACUAAUGGCAAAAAUGGGUUGGACCAGUGGAAAAGGGCUAGGAUCUAAUGAAAGUGGAAUCGUUGAUCCAGUAUCAGGAGGAGAAGUCCGUGAUCGCAACGAACAGUUUAUGGGUCUUGGACGAACGUUGGAUCCAUAUGAGCAAUUCCGAAAACAACGAUCUGGCACUUAUCAUGAACGAGGAGUUUUUCAUCGAAAAUAG
Messenger RNA from Caenorhabditis briggsae, 2004 nucleotides. RefSeq names its product Protein CBR-TAG-65 (gene Cbr-tag-65). NCBI's taxonomy places the organism in Eukaryota, Metazoa, Nematoda, Chromadorea, Rhabditida, Rhabditidae. Gene Ontology annotation, biological process: intracellular calcium ion homeostasis. Gene Ontology annotation, molecular function: nucleic acid binding. The record is from RefSeq and is a predicted model, not a curated record. The coding region runs from base 1 to 2004 and encodes 667 amino acids. The transcript is spliced from 10 exons. Gene Ontology annotation, cellular component: perinuclear region of cytoplasm.